Chondrus crispus (carragheen) is the source of this 846-nucleotide messenger RNA. RefSeq lists its product as hypothetical. The record is from RefSeq and is a predicted model, not a curated record. Lineage: Eukaryota; Rhodophyta; Florideophyceae; Gigartinales; Gigartinaceae. The coding region runs from base 1 to 846 and encodes 281 amino acids. The transcript has a single exon.
AUGCUUCGCAGGGAAGGUAUUCUGUUUGAUAACAUUAGACUGACUCGUAGGACAGACCCCGUCUCAGAAUUGCGCUCGUCUCCGAUCUUUGAGCCAGACUUUCCCAAGGCUAGUUAUGACGAAAGUAUGUCUGAGGCUCGCGCUUGGCUAAAACGUAAUCGCGGCGCUAGUGAGGAUGUGGUAUUGCAGUUCGGCAGAGGAUUGGAUGUAUUCUACAACUGGGCGAUCAACAUGUCCACAGCUGCUGGUGCUGAUGGUCGUGAUGGUCAGGCCCUGGUACGGCAACGCGCUUUCUUCCGCAUGGACUAUUGUAUUAAUAGCAACUCAGAGCUUGAAGCCUGCACCGCUGUGCGCACAAAAGAGGUCCAGAUGGAAAUCACUAGCUUAAAAGGUGAUGAUUUCACAGCUCUUGAUGCCAGUCGAGUAGUCAAAAAUGACUUCUCGGUUGGGAGAAAGCUCGAACUGAUUCAGCGGCCCGACUUUGUUGAGGUGGGAACUAAAACCUAUUCCAAUUGGGACGAAUGUAGUUCGAAGUGUGUACACCCUGCUGACGAGGGACAGUAUAACGCUACAUGCCGGCCCAAGUUCGACAGGUCUUACCUCAUCGAGAAUGGGUUUUGUUUUCCUCCGCUAGAGGAGGGCGACACUAUCGUAUGUCUCCGUGUAAACGAAGACCUGGGGGGUUACAUAGGCAUAGUUGCGUAUUUAGCUAGCGGGCAGGACGACGUUGGGAGUGUGGAGUAUGACCGAGUGGAACCUGACUCCGGCUCUAGGAGGCUAAUUUGGGCGUCACCUAUUAUGUAUAUAGGCGAUGUACUGAAGAUUAUUAGACAAACUGACAUAUGA